GGAGCUGUACCACAAACCAUCAACCGACAGCCAUCAUGCUCUGCAAGAUCACUGUGUUCUUGACAGUUAUUGGUACAGUUCUGACAACACCGUCUGAUCAAUACAGCCAGCCAAGCUAUGAUGCACCUAUUCCAUACAAGUUCUCGUACGGCGUUGAGGACCAGUACGCCGGUGCGGACUUCGGGCAGACGGAGGAAUCUGACGGACACAAUGUUCGCGGGGCUUAUCGGGUCCAGUUACCCGACGGCCGAAAGCAGACGGUGAACUACGAGGCCGACCACCAGCGGGGCUUCGUAGCCAACGUGCAGUACGAGGGCGAGGCGCAGUACCCCCAGAGCUACGGCCCCGCAGUCACCUUCAAGCCCUCGCAGCAGAACGGCUACCAGCCUCCCGCACCCGCCCCUUACCAAUGAUAUUAAUAUUGUUUUUGGUUGUGAUGACACGUGUUGAAUAAAUGUUUGUUGGAUGUU
Molecule: messenger RNA, 470 nt
Organism: Penaeus chinensis
Lineage: Eukaryota; Metazoa; Arthropoda; Malacostraca; Decapoda; Penaeidae
Product: pro-resilin-like
Exons: 4
Coding region: 36-413 (125 amino acids)
Cellular component (GO): extracellular matrix
Source: RefSeq, a predicted model, not a curated record